This is a messenger RNA of Pomacea canaliculata, 1934 nucleotides long. Its product is annotated as arylsulfatase B-like. The transcript is spliced from 11 exons. Bases 1 to 1608 code for a protein of 535 amino acids. Lineage: Eukaryota; Metazoa; Mollusca; Gastropoda; Architaenioglossa; Ampullariidae. The record is from RefSeq and is a predicted model, not a curated record. Gene Ontology annotation, molecular function: signaling receptor activity; retinol transmembrane transporter activity.
AUGAAGGGCUUCGAGGGCUUGGAUCCAGGCUACAUGGCGUACGUGGGGACGCUGCUGGUGGACAACGCCCACAACAACCCCUGCAUGCGCGUGUUCUGUGCCGUGCUGACGCGCCUCAGCUGCAGAGAGGAUCAGAAGGCGGCGUACGGCAUUCAGUUCCUACCGGAACCACGUACAUUGGGCUCCAACUCUAGAGCAGCCCGCCGCUGGCACCUCGCUUACACCCUCGUCAAGAACCCGGACCUCCUCUCUCGUCGUAAGCUGGCCUUGCUGCUGACGAGAGGUCUGGAGGAGUCUGUCAUCACCUAUGAUGCGAUAGAUAAGGCGCAGUCUGCAGGAGAGACGAACACAGAUCCUACCUUCCGCACACCCAACAUCGACGCUCUGCACGCGGGCAGCGUUCGGCUCAACGCCUCCUACAGCGGCCCCAACUGCUCGCCCUCACGAGCCGCACUGCUGUCCGCCGUUCAUCCCUUCCGGUGGGGACUUCAGGACAAUGGUAUUAACGCCUACUCCCCUGCUGCCAUCCCCCUAACCCACGAAAUCCUGCCGCAGGCAUUCAAGAGGUUGGGUUACCAAACACACAUGAUCGGAAAGUGGCACCAGGGAAGCUGCAAGUGGGAGUUGACUCCAACCUACAGAGGCUACGACAGUUUUGUGGGAAUCUAUCUCGCGAGCGGCGACUACUUCGCCCACGUCAGCAAGGGCGGCUACGACAUGCGCUUCAAUGAGCGAGUGUACUGGGAGGUCAAGGGCACCUACAGUACAACGCUGUACUCAGAGCGUGCGGAGGACAUCAUCAAGGACUACGCGAGCAGUUUAGAAGCUGACCCAGUGAACACCAAGCCUUUUUUCAUCAUGCUGGCUCACCAAGCCAUCCACAAGGACAACCAAGUGCCACCAGUGUACCUCGACCUGUGCAGUCACAAAAAUCUGAUGGACAACUUGCUUAUCGUCUUCACCAGUGACAACGGCGGCUCGUAUCUUCCGGAGGUUCCAGCAACUGGCCGUACAAAGGGGAAAAGACUACUUUGUGGGAGGGGGGCAUCAAGGUCCCUACCUUCCUUUACAGUGAGAGCAACAAGAUUCUUCCUAAACACCAACUACUCGUGGAGCGGCCUCUUCUACACAACUGACUGGUACGCCACUCUCAUGGGCUUUGCCACCAAGAACACAAGUGACCCACAGCUGCAGCCCUAUGAUGGCUUCAAUCAAUGGCAAAGAAUCCUUCAGAAUGGACGCUCCCGAAGGAAAGAGAUGGGCUUCGUGAACGAAGGGUUGGGCCAUGCUUAUGUUCGCUAUAAGCAGUGGAAACUUCUGGAGAGACAGACUCGCAGUCCAGGCUGGUACAACCCCCCAGAAGGCGUCGCCCCGAAACCCGAACGAGCGUUUGUCGGCGACCACGAGCUGUACAACAUCGACGAGGACCCAUUCGAAGAACACCCUAUCUACCCGACAUCCAUGACACCAGAACAGAAGCUGGUGUACGACGACAUGGUGCAGAGGCUGCGCAAAUACAAGAAGAUAGCGGUUCCUACCAACAGCACCAAAAUAAAGGAGGGAGACCCGUCUCUCUUCGGGAACGUAUGGAGCCCGGGCUGGUGUUGAGAGCUAGGGGUGGGAGACUUGUGUGGAGGCACGUUCACAUACAAGAUCUGUUUUAAUGGUGUUUGUCAGCAGUACAUGUUGAAUACAUAUCACAUUACGUGAAUGUUUCCAGACUAUCAAUAAUAAUAUUCAAGAUGAACAUGAUAGGUGUACAUGAUAGAGCAAGGAUGCUCGCUCGUUGAUGUAUUGCUCGAACAUUAUUAGAUGUUGUAAAGCACGAACGCUGCUACACAAGUAAAACUCAAGAUUUCUGCAACUUCCAUGUGUGUUGCUGGAUUCAAUGUAUGACUGGUUAACUUGCUGAAAAAUAAAGUCUAAAAUGCUGA